AUGCUCAAGGCGAAGUCAGCUCAGGUCAGCGAGCAGGCCUCGAGCGUGUCCAAGAGCAUCAAGUGCCCAUGGACGAAGGAGGAGGAUGACCGUGUGGCCGACCUUGUCGCUCGUUUCGGCGUCAAGUCAUGGUCCGCACUCGCCACCUACAUGCCUGGGAGGACGGGGAAGCAGAUCAGAGAGCGAUGGCACAACCACCUGGACCCCAACGUGAGGAAGGAGCGCUGGACACCUCAGGAGGACGCAGCGAUCAUAGAGGCACAUGCGCAUCUGGACAACAAGUGGGCGGAGAUUGCCAAGCUGUUGCCGGGAAGGACGGACAACGCAAUCAAAAACAGGUGGAACUCAACGCUGAGGAGGGUGGUGGAG
Guillardia theta CCMP2712 is the source of this 369-nucleotide messenger RNA. RefSeq lists its product as hypothetical. Gene Ontology annotation, biological process: regulation of DNA-templated transcription. The record is from RefSeq and is a predicted model, not a curated record. The transcript has a single exon. NCBI's taxonomy places the organism in Eukaryota, Cryptophyceae, Pyrenomonadales, Geminigeraceae. Gene Ontology annotation, cellular component: nucleus. Gene Ontology annotation, molecular function: RNA polymerase II cis-regulatory region sequence-specific DNA binding; DNA-binding transcription factor activity, RNA polymerase II-specific. The annotation marks the transcript as partial.